Messenger RNA from Onthophagus taurus, 592 nucleotides. RefSeq lists its product as uncharacterized. The record is from RefSeq and is a predicted model, not a curated record. NCBI's taxonomy places the organism in Eukaryota, Metazoa, Arthropoda, Insecta, Coleoptera, Scarabaeidae.
AAAAACGCAACAAAAUAGCCAACAAACCACUAUACAAAUCACUCCCAAAAAGUACACAACCAUGAACUUCCAAAUUAUUUUAACUCUUACGUUAAUGUAUUUAACACUUUGUUAUUCAAAAAAUGUUCCUCAUUUUAAAGCUGAAGACGUCGGAUUAAUUGUUCACGAAGCUGAUAUGCCGCAAGAUCUCCAAGAUUUUGUUGUAAAAACAAUGAAAGAUGGUUAUUAUUACUAUUACAUCAGCGUUUGGCAAAUCGCAGCUUACAUGCAUACUCAAUUACAAAAGAAUUAUAAAAAUUACACUUGGUUGGUUUCCGCAAAUUACGAACAAAUAGCUUAUCCUUAUUAUCACAAAAUGUUAUUAUCCCCAGCAAUUUACGAUCAUUAUUAUUUAGUAACAGGGUUAUUAUUAGAUUGUUAAUUUUUUCCAAAAAAAAAAAAAACUUGAAUCAGUUAUCUUGUUUUUCAUCAAAAUCGGAUGAAAAGAUAUUAUCCCAAUUAUCAGGAAAGAUUAUCAUUUAUAAGUGUUUUUUGUAAUUUAUAUCAUAAGUGUUAUUUAGAGAGGAGGUCAUUAAAUAAUUAUUUGAAAUAA